AUGGCUGGGUCAAGCAGAGGAAGAGGACGUGCUGCGUUUACCUUCAACAUUGAGGCAAUUGGCUUUGCUAAAGGUGCAGCUCUCCCUGAUGUCAUCUGCAAGCCCCCACCACCGUUUCCUAGUACAGACAAUAAGCCAGUGCCUCUGAAAACAGGAGAAGAUGAAGAUUACAUGUUGGCCUUAAAACAAGAUCUUAGAGGAACUAUGAAAAAAAUGCCAUAUUUUUUGACAGUAGAAGAAGAUCAUGAAGCAAUUGAGAGAUACAGUAAAAAGUACCAAGACAGUGAGAAGGAGCAUGCAGCAUGGACCCCAGAUUGGAGAAGACUCCCAAGAGAAAUGAAGCCAAAGAAAAAGACCAAAAAAGCUUUCUUCUGCAGAAUUGUGAACCAGAUCCUUCAACAGCAGUUGGAGCUGCCUAAAAGUAAUCUGGAUGUGUUGAAAAAAAUUGAGGAGUUGGAAAAGAAGGAUGACGAAGAAGAAAAAUCUGAAGAUGAGAAAGACAAAACAAAAGACAAAGAAGGUGAAGAUGACGAAGAAGCAGAAGAGCCAGAGGAAUAUGAUGAAGAGGAGCAUGAGGAGGAAAAUGACUACAUUUCUUCAUAUUUUGAAGAUGGAGAUGACUUUGGUGCUGGCAGUGAUGACAACAUGGAUGAAGCAACAUACUAG
Apaloderma vittatum (bar-tailed trogon) is the source of this 666-nucleotide messenger RNA. RefSeq names its product polymerase (RNA) III (DNA directed) polypeptide G (32kD) (gene POLR3G). Bases 1 to 666 code for a protein of 221 amino acids. The record is from RefSeq and is a predicted model, not a curated record. NCBI's taxonomy places the organism in Eukaryota, Metazoa, Chordata, Aves, Trogoniformes, Trogonidae. Gene Ontology annotation, biological process: transcription by RNA polymerase III; cell population proliferation. Gene Ontology annotation, cellular component: RNA polymerase III complex. The transcript is spliced from 8 exons.